AUGCGCCGAGUGCAGUCGGAGGUGCCCUUUGCGCCAUCGGUGGAACAGCGCCAGGCGCCCAUAGGCGGGCACUUCUACGCGGAACGGCCUGGCGGCGCUGUGGGCGCGGAGGGGGAACUCGCAGCCGCUGGCGGAAUGGAGGGUCGAGGCGUGGGGGAAGAUGCGGGGAGGUGCGCGGGGACGUUCGGCCCGCAGCCCGUGGCGAGCUUCGGCGGAGCGGGGUUUCUCCAAACCGUUAAAUCGAAGGGGUUGUCGGCGUUCAUAGGGGGCAAGUCGCGCUCAUUCACGUCGCUUGCUGACGUGGCGGCCAUCCGCUCCAUGAGCGAACUCGCCAAGCCGUUGCGCCGCACGCCGCUGCACACGCGCGCGCUGCACCUCUCCGCGCGCAACCGCCGCCACCGCCAGCACCAGCGCCAGCGCAGCAGCCCGCACGCACACGCCGACGGCCACGCGCACGCGCGCGGCGCCGCCUCAUCCUCCUCGUCUCCUUUCUCGCCGUCGCUACCUCCGCUCGCGUCGUCCUGCCCCGUCCCUGGCGGCGUAACCGGCAGGCGCCCUGCGGGAGGCAUCAGCAAGCGCGCAGCAGCGCCGCUACAGCCGCGCGCGACGCUGGCGCUGGCUGUAGCCCUAGGGGGACUGGGGGACCUGGAGGGCGCGGGGGAGCGUCGGGGAUCGAGGGGAUUGGGGGAGUUGGGGGAGGCUGGAGGGCAUGAGUGCGGCGGGUGGGGUGCCAACAGGGGGGAAGCGGCAGCAGGGGGGUUGAGGGCGGGUGGUGAUGUUGCUGCUGCUGCUGCUGGGGGGAUGGGUGGUGGGACGAUAGGAGUGGGAGGCGGUGAGUGGGAGGUGAGGGAUAUGUGUAGAAUGGAGACUGUUCCAGAUCACCACGCUCACUUCGGCAAUAUGGUGGUCGCGCAAGCAGCAAGGACACGGGAGGCGAUUUCCGAGAAAGAGUCUUUGCAACUGACAAGAAACCUAUUGCGCAUUGCUGUCUUCAACAUUAGCUAUAUCCGUGGCCUUUUCCCGGAGAAGUAUUUCGACGACAAAUAUGUUCCUGCUCUGGAAAUGAAGAUCAAGAAGCUCAUGCCCGUUGACCCUGAGUCGAAGCGACUAAUUGACUGGAUGGAGCAAGGUGUCUAUGACGCAUUACAGAAGAAAUAUCUGAAGACUAUGGUGUUUGCAAUAUGCGAAUCUGAUGGAACGUCCCUUUUGGAAGAAUAUACAUUCAACUUCUCGUACGCGUCUCAGACUGGGGAUGUGUCUUUGAACAUAUCGAAGUCUGGAAGCAAGGAUAAAGACAGCACGUUCAAAUCCGUGGGGUCGGAUGCUACUCCUGCACAAAUGAAAAACUCUGCAUGCAAACUGGUUCGGACGCUCGUGCAGCUCAUGAGGACACUUGACAACGUCCCAAAUGAGAGAACUAUCAUUGUGAAGCUUCUAUAUCACGAGGAUGUCACGGUAAGCGCUGGGUUAGGAGCUGAGAUGAAAGUUGGUGAUGUUGACAGCAAACACUACUCGAUAGCCUUGAAAGUACGGAGUGUUCUUGAUCCAUGUGAUAAUAAUGAGGAGCAGCAAGGCAGUCAAAGUAAUGGAACAGAAACUUCGGGCCAGUCAUCAGAAUCUGAGGAAGACGAAAAUGGUUCUGGGAAAAAGGAGGGGAGCAUCAGAAAAACAGGCGACCUUCCAGGGAAGAAACAAGAUGACGAGACCUCUAAGCUGAUGAACACUUCUCCGACUGCAGCUCUAAGUCUUAUCAGGUCGUGGAUUUUAUCAAGGCCAACGAUUACCGUUGAUGUCAUGGAUGUGUUUGCCAACUUUCCGGAUGCAUCUUUGGUCUCCAUUGAAGAAAUCAUGGACCAGCUUGUUGGCGAAGGAAGAUUAAAAGCUGUGAACGCGGACCUUUACUCCAUAAUCCAUGGGGAUGUGAUUGGUCAGGAAGAACCCAGCCUGAAGAAUCAUAGCCCUCCACUUCAGAAGCCAUUGGAUGCUUGUGAAUCGGAUGAGCACACUGCGAUGUAUCACAAGGCUCUGGAGCAUGUCUUCAAUCUGGAGUAUGUGACCAUUGCAAACCUCCACAACAGGAAGAAAGGGAGAAAGGUUCUGCGCUCCAAGAAGAUUCAGGCUGGGAUGCAGGACGAAAAGCAUGAGUCUAAAGAAGGCAUACACGCUACUUGUCCAUCUCCCUCUACAAGGAGUCCACUUGCUGACCAGCUGAAAACCGCAAGCCCUUCUGCAGUGGCUCAGGUGUGCUCGUUGGGUUCAGACAUGACAAGGUCUCGAGCAAGGGAAGCUUCAGUGUAUAAGAGCGACAGUGGUUUCAAGGAACCACCUUCUCUGGCGAAGGACAAGAAAUUGUCCAGAAAGGCUCCACCUGAAGUCAGCUCAACAGGCUAUGAAAAGAUGAAGCUGGGACCUGAACCUGGCUUGCUUGGUGAGCUGGAAUUCGUGAAAGAAAGCCAGGACACCAUCAACUUCAGCAAUCCAAGAGUCCGCAAGGCCAGCACGGUGGUCGAACCAAUUCAGCAGACUUUCAAGAAACAAAGAUCAUCUGCAUCACAGGGACCUGGAUCCCGUUUUACAAGAUCUUAG
Messenger RNA from Closterium sp. Yama58-4, 2586 nucleotides. The record is from the annotation of a GenBank genome assembly. Lineage: Eukaryota; Viridiplantae; Streptophyta; Zygnematophyceae; Desmidiales; Closteriaceae.